GGAGGCGCGCGAAGGAGACGCGGCCGGGGAUGAGCUGAUUGCGGGUGAAUACGCCGCCGCCUGGCCCCGAGAGGCCGCGAGGAGCCGCUUUUCUCCGAGUCGCCGCCCUGCCCUUGGAUUUGAGACCAUGUCCAUUCACAUCGUGGCGCUCGGGAACGAGGGGGACGCGUUUCACCAGGACAAUCGGCCGUCGGGGCUCAUCCGCACUUACCUGGGGAGAAGCCCGCUGGUCUCGGGGGACGAAAGCAGCUUGUUGCUGAACGCCACCAGUACGGUCGCACGUCCCGUGUUCACCGAGUAUCAGGCCAGCGCGUUUGGGAAUGUCAAGCUGGUGGUCCACGACUGCCCCGUCUGGGACAUUUUUGACAGUGAUUGGUAUACCUCUAGAAAUCUAAUUGGGAGUGCUGACAUCAUUGUGAUCAAAUACAACGUAAAUGACAAGUUUUCAUUCCACGAAGUAAAGGAUAAUUAUAUUCCAGUGAUUAAAAGGGCAUUAAAUUCAGUUCCAGUAAUCAUUGCUGCUGUUGGCACCAGACAAAAUGAAGAAUUACCGUGUACAUGCCCACUGUGUACCUCAGACAGAGGGAGCUGUGUCAGUACAACCGAAGGGAUCCAACUUGCUAAAGAACUAGGAGCCACCUAUCUUGAACUACACAGCCUUGAUGACUUCUACAUAGGAAAGUAUUUUGGAGGAGUGUUGGAGUAUUUUAUGAUUCAAGCCUUAAAUCAGAAGACAAGUGAAAAAAUGAAGAAAAGGAAAAUGAGCAACUCGUUUCAUGGAGUUAGACCACCUCAGCUUGAACAACCAGAAAAAAUGCCUGUCUUAAAGGCUGAAGCAUCGCAUUAUAACUCUGAUUUAAAUAAUUUGCUGUUCUGCUGCCAGUGUGUGGACGUGGUAUUUUACAACCCAGAUUUAAAGGAAGUUGCCGAGGCCCACAAGAUUGUUCUCUGUGCCGUAAGCCAUGUUUUCAUGCUGCUUUUCAAUGUGAAGAGUCCCGCUGACAUUCAGGAUUCCAGUAUCAUCCGUACCACCCAGGACCUCUUUGCCAUAAACAGAGAUACUGCAUUUCCAGGUGCUAGCCAGGAUUCUCCAGGCAACCCACCAUUACGUGUCAUCGUUAAAGACGUCCUCUUCUGUUCUUGUUUAUCGGACAUUCUGCGCUUCAUUUAUUCAGGUGCUUUUCAGUGGGAAGAAUUGGAAGAAGAUAUCAGGAAGAAAUUGAAAGAUUCUGGGGAUGUUUCAAAUGUAAUCGAGAAAGUUAAAUGCAUUUUGAAAACACCAGGAAAGAUAAAUUGUCUAAGGAAUUGCAAAACUUAUCAAGCCAGAAAACCUCUGUGGUUUUAUAACACUUCCCUGAAGUUUUUCCUUAAUAAACCAAUGCUUGCUGAUGUUGUCUUUGAAAUACAAGGUACAACAGUGCCAGCCCACAGGGCUAUCCUGGUGGCCCGUUGUGAAGUGAUGGCAGCUAUGUUUAAUGGGAAUUACAUGGAAGCAAAGAGUGUUCUGAUUCCAGUUUAUGGAGUUUCCAAAGAGACUUUCUUGUCAUUCUUAGAAUAUCUAUACACAGACUCCUGUUGCCCAGCUGGCAUUUUUCAGGCUAUGUGUCUUCUGAUCUGUGCUGAGAUGUAUCAGGUGUCCAGACUGCAGCACAUCUGUGAGCUGUUCAUCAUCACACAGCUGCAGAGCAUGCCAAGCAGGGAACUGGCGUCCAUGAACCUGGAUAUAGUUGACCUGCUCAAGAAAGCCAAGUUUCACCACUCCGAGUGCCUCUCAACCUGGCUGCUCCAUUUCAUCGCCACGAACUACCUCAUCUUCAGCCAAAAGCCUGAGUUUCAGGAUCUUUCAGUGGAAGAACGCAGUUUUGUUGAAAAGCACAGAUGGCCAUCGAAUAUGUACUUGAAGCAGCUUGCGGAAUACAGGAAGUAUAUUCACUCCCGGAAGUGUCGUUGCUUAGUAAUGUAACCCAGAGCUUUUAUAUACAUACACUUUUUAUUAUUAUUAUUAUUUUUAUUAUUGUUAUUAUUAUUAUUAUGAAGAAUGGGAUACCUCUGUGUUCCAGUAAAAUUCUGUGACUGAAACCAAUAUGGGCGUUAAAAAGAAUUACCAUACAGCUUAAUGUGUUUGUUAGUCCUCUGGAAAACAAACAAACCAAACAAACAAACAAACAAACAAAAAACUACUAUUGUGAUCUUAAAAGGGAACAAAAUAUACCAUAGGCUAAAACUAAGGUGUCACCAUCCUAAUAUAUAAAGUUGUUAUACAGCUAUUUUUUCCCUUUAAGAUGCCCUGUUGCUUUAGUGAUACUAGUACCCCUCCCAGUUACGAAAUGUUUAAAUUAAGAAA
Acinonyx jubatus (cheetah) is the source of this 2344-nucleotide messenger RNA. It is a transcript of the gene RHOBTB3, whose product is annotated as Rho related BTB domain containing 3. Gene Ontology annotation, molecular function: GTP binding; ubiquitin protein ligase binding; GTPase activity. The transcript has 12 exons. The coding region runs from base 128 to 1963 and encodes 611 amino acids. Gene Ontology annotation, biological process: proteasome-mediated ubiquitin-dependent protein catabolic process; regulation of proteolysis. Gene Ontology annotation, cellular component: cytoplasm. Lineage: Eukaryota; Metazoa; Chordata; Mammalia; Carnivora; Felidae. The record is from RefSeq and is a predicted model, not a curated record.